GUUAAAAUCGGUGUGAACAAGGCGCGUAGUUAUAGGUUUAUAAAAUGUCCCAGACAUUAUCGGACACAUUAAAGAAAGCGAUACAGGACGCCUUUGGCAAAGUGGCCGGGGGCAAGACGGACCGCCUUAGAAAGAAGGGCGUCCGUGCGGUGCUGCAGCUCAUUGGUCAAAACCCCACUCCCGCUGAAAUGGACGGGUAUUUCAAGGACAGUGGUGUACACGAAGUCGACCGUGACUCCAUAGGCAACUUUAUCGAGAGUCACGUGCCGCUCAAGUCCCAGAACACUAUCAACGACGAUAUAGCGGAAGCGUUCGCCAAGUUUGAUACGAACGAUGCUUUUGUGAUUACCAAGGCGGACUUUCGGGAGAUUCUCACCCAGCUUGGAAACGAACGCCUCACAGACGCGGAGGCGGAGGCUAUACUGGACUGCCUUGAUAAGAGCUCAGAGCACGUCAAUGUAUCCGAUCUUUCAAAGUUAUUAAGUGGUUGAGUGCUUGGCGUCAACUUAUCACCAUGUCACCACGUCCAAGUGGAAUAAACAGGAACCUCAUCGAUUGUCCACGCGGAACGCUGGUUUUUGUUUAUUUCAGUUCACUGUAGUGCUCCUAAACAGUACUUUGAAACUAUAUAUUGUUGUGUUUAUUCAAUUGUUAUUACAUUACCAAGAUAUAUGAAGAUAUAGACGA
Molecule: messenger RNA, 687 nt
Organism: Mya arenaria
Lineage: Eukaryota; Metazoa; Mollusca; Bivalvia; Myida; Myidae
Product: myosin-2 essential light chain-like
Exons: 5
Coding region: 45-491 (148 amino acids)
Molecular function (GO): calcium ion binding
Source: RefSeq, a predicted model, not a curated record